Dendronephthya gigantea is the source of this 388-nucleotide messenger RNA. RefSeq lists its product as uncharacterized. Lineage: Eukaryota; Metazoa; Cnidaria; Anthozoa; Malacalcyonacea; Nephtheidae. Bases 10 to 363 code for a protein of 117 amino acids. Gene Ontology annotation, molecular function: retinol transmembrane transporter activity; signaling receptor activity. The record is from RefSeq and is a predicted model, not a curated record. The transcript has 3 exons.
GGAUUUCUGAUGUUGCCCAGAAUUGAUCAUAGCAUCAUGCCUGAUGGUUUUCAACGGUUUGAUCCAGGUUACAAUGCGUACAUCUGUUAUCUUCACGUCCAAGCAGCUUUCAGAAACCCAGUUCUUCGAGUGGUUUGUCAAACACUGAUCGAUGAUCACGAAACACAAAGGAAAUGUGGACCAAAGUGGACUCGCUCUCCCCAGGCCCGCGCCAAGUGGUUCAUCGCACUCACCUUGGCUCGCAAUCCACAACUUGCAGCUGAACGAAAACGUGCGAACACAAUGUGUGUCAAAGAUAGCGACGUCAAAAUCGAUGUUGGUAAUUAUGGCCCAGAUAAUGCAGGAUUAAUACUAGAUAAGUAAACAAUGUUAAGUUUGCAUGUUUCUU